GCCGUGGGCGGGAACCCGCGGGCGGGCUGGGAGGCGCGCAAUGCCGCGGGACUGCGGCUCCGGGGGUGGGGGCUUCACGGUGCUCCACGAGCCUCACUCGGGCCUAGUCCCAUGAGGCCUGCGCACCCCGGGACUGAAACCAGGAGUCGGCGCAGGACCACCAUUCUACCGGCCCGUGACGGAGACAGAGCGUGAGACGCGGCGGGGCUCGGGGCAUCUGAGGGCUCUCUCGGGGCGUCGGGCUCAGGGCCGCCACCGCCACCUCGGCUCCUGCGGGCGCCGUCGCCUCUCCCGCCCACCCCUCGCCAUGUCCGAGGAGCUUUCGGCGGCCACGUCCUACACGGAGGACGAUUUCUACUGCCCCGUCUGUCAGGAGGUGCUCAAGACGCCGGUGCGGACCGCGGCCUGUCAGCACGUUUUCUGUAGAAAAUGUUUCCUGACUGCAAUGAGAGAAAGUGGAAUACAUUGUCCCCUAUGUCGUGGAAGCGUGACUAGAAGAGAAAGAGCAUGUCCGGAACGGGCCUUAGAUCUUGAAAAUAUCAUGAGGAGGUUUUCUGGUAGCUGCAGAUGCUGUUCAAAAAAGAUUAAAUUCUAUCGCAUGAGACAUCAUUACAAAUCUUGUAAGAAGUAUCAGGAUGAAUAUGGUGUUUCUUCUGUCAUUCCAAACUUUAAGAUUUCUCAAGAUUCAGUAAGGAACAGUAAUAGGAGUGAAACAUCUGCAUCUGAUAACACAGAAACUUAUCAAGAGGAUACAAGUUCUUCUGGGCAUCCCACCUUUAAGUGUCCCUUAUGUCAAGAGUCAAAUUUCACCAGACAACGUUUAUUGGAUCACUGUAAUAGUAACCACCUAUUUCAGAUAGUUCCUGUGACAUGUCCUAUUUGUGUGUCUCUUCCUUGGGGAGAUCCUAGCCAGAUUACUAGAAAUUUCGUUAGUCAUCUAAAUCAAAGACAUCAGUUUGAUUAUGGAGAAUUUGUGAAUCUUCAGCUAGAUGAGGAAACCCAAUAUCAAACUGCUGUGGAAGAGUCUUUUCAAGUAAACAUGUGAUGUGUAUAGACAUCUUUGCCUCCUUGCAACCUACAAGUGCCAUCUUUAAGGAGAAGACAUGAAGUCACCGUUUUUAGUAAUUUGCUGUGCAUAUUAAUAAAAAUAACAAUUCAGUCUACUGUAUUAGGUUUUUAAUUGAAAAUAAAGGUGGGCCACCCUAAUUCCAUUCUCUAGACAGUUACUUUAACAGCAUGGAAAGGGUUGUGUUUUACUUGUGUGGUGAAAAGGGAAUCUCUGUUGUCUUUUUCUUUCUUGUGUUACAUAUUCUGAAUGUUUCAUUAAGUUGUUUUUGCUAUAGUUCCUUCUAUUUAGUACAGAGAUAACAGCAAAUUCUGAAUGAUGUGAUUCCUAUAAAACCAAUAAACCUGAGCCAUUUGUCAGAA
Molecule: messenger RNA, 1428 nt
Organism: Apodemus sylvaticus (European woodmouse)
Lineage: Eukaryota; Metazoa; Chordata; Mammalia; Rodentia; Muridae
Gene: Rnf138
Product: ring finger protein 138
Exons: 8
Coding region: 308-1045 (245 amino acids)
Source: RefSeq, a predicted model, not a curated record